This is a messenger RNA of Cyprinodon tularosa, 3747 nucleotides long. RefSeq lists its product as uncharacterized. NCBI's taxonomy places the organism in Eukaryota, Metazoa, Chordata, Actinopteri, Cyprinodontiformes, Cyprinodontidae. Gene Ontology annotation, molecular function: ubiquitin-protein transferase activity. Bases 122 to 3319 code for a protein of 1065 amino acids. Gene Ontology annotation, biological process: protein ubiquitination. The record is from RefSeq and is a predicted model, not a curated record. The transcript has 25 exons.
GUUUCGGUUUUCCUCUCCCUCAUUUUAACAACAGACGCAGCGAUCGAGCAGCUGAUGUGGGUUAUAUCCUAGAACAAGACAGUUAAAACUUGGAAAAGUUACCUUUUUUUUUUUUUUACAGAUGGCUGGGAUAUUUAAUUUGCUCCAGCAAUACAGACUGGAGUCCUACUACAACCAGUUUCUGCAAAUGGGUGUGAAAGAUGAGAGGGAUUUCCUGGAUGGAAUCACUGAUGAGGAUUUGUACAGCAUGGGUUUAAGUCAUGUUGAAAAGAAUCGUUUUCAUACCAUGAGAACCUUUAUUCAAACACUCAGCGCAUCACACCGUCAGGUUCAAAAUGUGGCACCAGUGCAGCAGUCAGACUCCUUUUGUUUGUGGUACACCUAUCCUAAAUGUCCUGAACGGAAGCUGAUAAAAGAUAUGGACCCGACUCAGAACACUGUAGAGGAUUUGAUGUUACGGAUCUGUUACCUUGAAAAAGUUGCCAGCACCAAAGGAGUCUGUAUAUAUACAGACGAUGGGAUGCCUCUGACGGAUGAUCCCUUCUUCAACACAUGGUCUUUUAAAGAGAGACAUAUCAAAAAUGGCGACACACUCUAUUGCAUAUUUACUCCCAAGGAAAACCUACAACAGGCCCCUGAAAUGCCAAAGCAGAACCUUUGUGAAACAAAUGGAACAGAAGUCAUUCGAUGCCACAUUAUGCUCAAGGGAUACUUUGAGAUCCUUGUGGACCUGGAAAAGGACACAUUAGAAACCCUGAUACACAAGCUGUCAAAUAUAAGCGGUGUCCCAGCACAUGUCCUUCAUUACAGACGAAAAGACUCCAUCAGCGACACGCUGCAGAAAUGUGGGAUUGCUAAAGGGUCAACCGUUUCCUUUAGUUUGUCAUCUCAUUCUGAAGACGAUACAUACCAUAAUACGUUCUACAACGAUGUCGUGCCUUCAGUGUCGCAAACCCUGAAGGGAAUCAGUGUGUUUUUCUCAUGUCUAUAUACUAUUGCAAAACAUGCAGAUGUGCCCCGCAAAAAGUUGUUUGCCUACAUAAGAAAACUGACUGGAUGUAACCCUCUCAUCCAGAGUUUGCAUCAACUGCAAAGAAAUGAAUGUUUGAGCAAAAACCAGAAGAUUGCAGUUGUUGAGGGAUUGUACAUGCUCUUCAGAGAGCUUUUACCCAAGCAAGGAUCGCAGAGAGGGGAAAAAUCCAUCGGGGAUCGCAACGUCUUUGAGAACUCUUUGUACUGCUGGGCACAUCUCAUUGACAAAGCAAAAGAUGUGACAUCCGAGUAUGAAGUCUUUGCUCCAAUCGAUCUCGUUUCCCAAGAAGCUAACCAUUUCUGCGAGCCAGUCAGAGUCCCAGGAGUACCAACUGUUUUCGAAAGAGCAGAUGUUCUCGAAAAAAUCAGCGAUGGAGUUAAAAUCCCGAAUUGCACUGAGGAGCCAUUGCGUGAGUGUUCACUGCAGAGAGCAGCUGAUGUGGAGAAGAUCCUUCUCAGCAUGCCUCGGUAUUUCCGCACAUAUCCCCUCUGGAUCUAUCAGGAUAAGGUGUCUGGCCAAAACUUUGAGGUCAAUGUUGAAUGGACAUUUGGAAGCAUGGUAGAAGGACUCAAAUCUUUGCCUUGCCUCAACGUGAUGUCUCCUCUACAGCUGAAGCAUCUGGGAGCAACACAGAGUUACCUUGUUUUUCUAAGUGAAGAUAACCUUGGGAUUUAUCUGGGUAAGGGCAAAGGAUCUCCAGAUAUGAUCCAAGUGCAAGAUUGUCUUACUGGAGAAGAAAACAUGGUUGAUCUAAAUGUUUUGGCAGCCAAGACCGGUGACCACGGAGAUAAUAAAACAUUUGUCACAAGCAGGACUCCAAAGGAAGCUAUACUGGUACUAAUGGAUACCAGUUCAUCCAUGGAAGAGGAGUGCUAUGAAAAUGCACAAAUACAGAAGAUCAACGCUGUGAAGGAGCUUUUUGACAACUUUGCCACCAGAAGCAUGGCCUAUGAUUUCCACCAUAUCAUUGGUCUUGUAAAAUUUGACUCCUUUGUGAAGACCCUGCAUACAUUUACUGAAAAUCUGGAAGUGUUUAAGGAACAUUUGCGUGACUUAAAGCCAAGUGGAUGUACUCUCCUGUAUGAUGCACUUAGACGAGGAGCUCGUGAGCUUGAAAAAGUCAAGGAGAGAUUCCCAGAAUGCAGACUUCGUAUAAUAUGCCUCACGGAUGGAAACGACUCUGGGUCCCUGAUGGAGCCAGUACCCAUGACAGUGAAACUUCUUGAAUCUGACAUCAUUGUCGAUUCAAUCCUCCUUGGAAAUGUGGAGAACAGCAUGCUGCACGGGAUCAGCAAUGCAACAGGUGGUUGUUGCUUCAAGCCACAGACAACCAAAGAAGGCCUGAAACUAUUUGAAAUCGAGACAGUUCUGUCUUUGGAGCAAAGGAAACCUAAAGAAAAGCUUGAUGCAUCUUCCAUCUCUGAGUCCAAAUUAGUGGGCCUAUUUGCUACUCAUGGAUAUGAUGAAUACCCAGAGACUUUCUUGCCAAGUCAGAUGAAAAGCAGAGUGACUCUCACUGAAAGUGCCCUCAAAAAGAAGAUUUCAGAGUCAAAGGAUGGUCGGUUCAUGGAGAAGGAAAAACGGAUCCUGGAGGAGCUCAAAAGUCUCCAUUGUGACCCACAUCCCUUCUUCAGAGUCUUUCCCUCAGAGACGGAUUUCACAUUCUGGAGGAUUCUCAUGCAGGGCCCUCCAGACACACCAUAUGAUACCGGCGUGUUUGAGUUGUACUGUCAAUUUGGACCCAACUACCCAGUGAAGCCCCCAGUCCUGCGUUUUGUCACUCCUGUGUAUCACUGCAAUGUCAAUAGUGUGGGUCGGAUCUGCCACAACCUAUUAGAUCGCAACUACAAUGCACACGUCACCAUGAAGGAGAUUUCCAAUGCCGUGUAUGGACUGCUCAUCGUCCCUGAACCUGAUGAUCCUCUCGAUAGCAUUUUGGCUGAAGAAUUUCUGACGAGCCGUGAGAUUUAUGAACAAGAAGCCAAGAAGCACACCGAGGAACACGCUGGGAAGUCUCUUGAUGAUAUGGAGAAGAAACUAAUGGAUCCAGUGCCACAGUUUGUACCUCAACACCUGCUCUGUCCUCUGACCAAGAAGAUGUUUGUCGACCCUGUGAAAACCGUUUAUGGCACUGUGUAUGAGCGCAAAGCCAUUGAAGAACACCUCAAACAACACAAAUAUGAUCCACUGGCUGGCCCCGAAAACGACCUUGAAAUGAGUGACCUAAUAUCAGACCGGAACAUGAAGAAGAUGGUGAUUGAUUACAGAUCCAAGCAAAUUCAGUGAAUCUGCUUAUCAACAUUCUUCAUUUCCUGAAUUCAAAGGAACAUUGAAGAUUUAAUUGGUUGAAUAAUACCUUAAGAUGCAUGCAUGCUUUUUAUUAAUGUCUGUUUAACAUUGUUCGCAGCUUUGUUGAUUUGUUUCUUAACUAAUCAUACUAAUAUUGUUUGUUGGUUUGUGCCUGUUUGUAAUUAAAAUUUGGUGUGAGCUGUCUUCAAUGAGCAAACAUCGAUCUAUUGAUAGAGAUUUAACUUUUCUUUCAGGUUCUGGUUUUACUUCCUUUUAGUCAUGAUGUUCUUAUACAUUUACAUCUAUAUACAAUAUAGAUGUGUACGUAUACAUUUUUUCCCCCAAGUGUUAUAUUGCUUAAGGCCUUUUGGAGGGCAGAAGUAGAAAAUAAAAUUUGUUAUUGGUGUUCAUAAUAAAGAAAAAGU